Messenger RNA from Drosophila biarmipes, 793 nucleotides. RefSeq lists its product as uncharacterized. Lineage: Eukaryota; Metazoa; Arthropoda; Insecta; Diptera; Drosophilidae. The record is from RefSeq and is a predicted model, not a curated record. The transcript has a single exon. The coding region runs from base 244 to 717 and encodes 157 amino acids.
UUGGUUAUUAAGUAGGCUUGGAAUGUCGAAUAAAUUAACAAUUCAAAAUGAAAUUUAUUUUUUGAAAAUCGUUUCUCAUAGUAAAAACAAAAAUGGUCUAGCGAAAUCAAAAACAUCUGGCCCAAAAAUCGAGUGUAUAUUACUUAAAAUGCUCUAAGAAUCAGCGGAAAAAGGUUACGAAAAGGGGCAAAAACGGGACACGCAGACUUCAUUGAAAAGGAGCUGAAUAAGUAGGACUCCGCCAUGGCUUUGGCGGACGAGAGCAACUUCGCCUACGUAAAAAAGGUGGCACUGGACUGGCGGGAACUGGUGCGUGAGAGGCGAAUGUCUCAGAUUCUCUCGCCCACGCUGAGCAUGCUGGCGGAGGAAUCGCAGCUGCGAAUGGCGGGGGCCAAGUCCCGGACACAGUCGAUGAUUCCGGCCGAGAGACGGGACUCCAGCUUCUACCGGCACCGCUUCUCGCUGGAGUCCAAGCCCGUGGAGAUCGAGCAGCAAGAGGUGGGCUCCAUGGAGCCGGCCCGCAUAAAGGUCAGCGACAAUGUGCACCUGUUCAUUUUCCAGCCCAUUCCCGUCUCGCCCUCCGUGAGGGCGUCCAUCGUACCCUUUUCCCCCAGCGACUUGAGCGUAACUUCUACCAAACUGGAGGAGCCCGUCAAUGAGGAAACUCCAGCUGCUAGGAUCGAGCUCCGUACAUCACCAGAUCCCACGUCUCCCUAGUCCUCAAAUUCCCAUGAUUCUUUCUGGAACACCUCUAACUUUAAGCACUAAAGAGCAAUAAAACACACUCAAUGAG